Molecule: messenger RNA, 753 nt
Organism: Toxotes jaculatrix (banded archerfish)
Lineage: Eukaryota; Metazoa; Chordata; Actinopteri; Toxotidae
Gene: mrpl58
Product: mitochondrial ribosomal protein L58
Exons: 6
Coding region: 1-585 (194 amino acids)
Biological process (GO): mitochondrial translational termination
Cellular component (GO): mitochondrial large ribosomal subunit
Molecular function (GO): translation release factor activity
Source: RefSeq, a predicted model, not a curated record
AUGGCGGCACGCAUAGCACGACAGUCCUAUUUACUUUGUCGUAGCGCAGGAAUAAACGUGAUUCCACGGCAGGUAAAACCGAAGACUGUUGUAAUAAGAGACAUUAACAGCUCUUUACAGCCGACUGCUAGUUAUGGGACUCGGGAAACAGACACUACACAGGACACUGAAGUGCACAUUCCAGUGGACCGUCUGACAGUAUCUUACAGCAGAAGCAGUGGUCCUGGUGGUCAGCAUGUCAAUAAAGUCAGCACAAAAGCAGAGGUCCGAUUCCAUGUGCAAACAGCAGACUGGAUCCCACAAGAUGUACGACAGAAAAUCUUUGAAACGAACAAAAACCGCAUCAAUAAGGCUGGAGAGCUGCUGGUGACCUCAGAGCUGAGCAGGAGUCAGCAGAGGAACCUUUCUGACUGUAUACAGAAGAUUUCCGCCAUCAUAGCUGAGGCCAGCAAGAAGCCACACGAACCGACAGCAGAAGACAUAGCUCUCAGGGCAGCCAGGUUACAGAAGAGGAACAAAGAGCGACUCAAACAGAAGAAGGUCAAUUCAGCAAUCAAGCAGAGCAGACGAGUGGAUUUUGACUGACUGUUGUGUUUCUACCUCCCAUGACUGUUUUGUCAAUAAUUUCAUAUAAAUUGUGUUUUGUCAUUAAUGUUGUGUAAAAUAAAGUUAGCUGAUUUUUUUUCAUUUGUAAAUAGCAAGACUUUGCAGACCAGUGUAAGGUGUAAAGGAAACAAUAAAUUAUCUAUUUAA